GGGGCCUGGGGGUGUUAAGGGGUGUCGGGGGGCUCCACGGGGUCCUGGGGGGCUCAGGAGGACCAUGUUCGACUGCCUGGAGGCGGUGGCGGCGGCACCGCGGCGGCUCCACGACGUGACCAACCGGGGGGGCUGCGCCCUCCGCAGGGUCCUAGUGCCCGCGGGCUGCGGGACCCCCGCCCGCAGAGCCCUGGAGGCCCCCCCCGGGCGGGUUUUGGGGGACACGGGCCCCCCCUCGCCGCCACCUCCCCCCCGCGUGUACAAACCGUGCUUCGUGUGCAGCGACAAGAGCUCGGGGUAUCACUACGGGGUCAGCUCCUGCGAGGGCUGCAAGGGGUUUUUCCGACGCAGCAUUCAGAAGAACAUGGUGUACACGUGUCCCCGGGAGCGGAACUGCCCCAUCGACAAAGUGACACGGAACCGCUGCCAGUUCUGCCGCCUCCAGAAGUGCCUCCGGGUCGGGAUGUCCAAGGAAGCCGUGAGGCACGACCGGAACAAGCGGAAGAAGGAGGUGAAGGAGGAUUUUGGGGGAGACGAGUUGAGCCCUGAGUUGGCCGAGCUGGUGCGGAGGGUGAGCAGAGCCCACCAGGAGACCUUCCCCUCCCUGUGCCAGCUGGGCAAGUACACCACGAACUCGAGCGCAGACCACCGUGUGCAGCUGGACCUGGGGCUGUGGGACAAGUUCAGUGAACUGGCCACCAAGUGCAUCAUCAAGAUCGUGGAGUUCGCGAAGCGGCUCCCGGGGUUCACAGGGCUCAGCAUGGCCGACCAGAUCACCCUGCUCAAGGCUGCCUGCCUCGACAUCCUGAUGCUGCGGAUCUGUACCCGGUACACCCCCGAGCAGGACACGAUGACGUUCUCGGACGGGCUCACCCUGACCAGGACCCAGAUGCACAACGCAGGGUUUGGGCCCCUCACUGACCUUGUGUUCGCCUUUGCGGGGCAGCUCCUGCCCCUGCAGCUUGACGACACUGAGACGGGGCUGCUUAGUGCCAUCUGCCUCAUCUGCGGAGACCGGAUGGAGCUGGAGCAGCCCCGGCGCGUGGAGCGGCUGCAGGAGCCGCUGCUUGAGGCUCUCUGGGUCUACGCACGGCGGCGGCGGCCACGGCAACCGCAGCGAUUCCCCCGAAUGCUGCUCAAAAUCACCGACCUGCGUGGCAUCAGCACCAAGGGUGAGACCCCCGGGACCCCCCCAAACUGAUGCACCCUCCCUGAAAUGGGUACAGCCCCUCCCGACAGCCCAAAACCCCUGGGACCCCCUGAAAACCCACCCCAAUCCCAGUACUUCUGCGAAUGCUCAAAAAUCACCAAUCUGUCUGGCAUCAGCACCAAGGGUGAGACCCUCGGGACUCCCCAGACAGGAAUAGCCCCCAAAGGCCCCUCGGGACCCCUGUGAGCCCCUCUGACCCCAAAAUCUCCCAAACACCCCCCUCUCAACACCCCAAAAUCCUUCUUUGGGACCACCCCCAGCCUCAUUUUGGGGGGGGGGAUCUAAGGUCUUGGUGGGGCGGUUGUCCAAGGUUUUGGGGGGUCCAAGGUUUUGCAGGAAGGGGAGUUGAAACUCUCAGGGGGGGUUCAAAGUUUUUGGGGAGGUUAAAGGUCUUGGGGGGGGUUGAAG
Neopelma chrysocephalum (saffron-crested tyrant-manakin) is the source of this 1618-nucleotide messenger RNA. Its product is annotated as retinoic acid receptor gamma-A-like. Gene Ontology annotation, molecular function: zinc ion binding; RNA polymerase II cis-regulatory region sequence-specific DNA binding; nuclear glucocorticoid receptor binding. Lineage: Eukaryota; Metazoa; Chordata; Aves; Passeriformes; Pipridae. The record is from RefSeq and is a predicted model, not a curated record. Gene Ontology annotation, biological process: cellular response to corticotropin-releasing hormone stimulus; regulation of transcription by RNA polymerase II; retinoic acid receptor signaling pathway. Gene Ontology annotation, cellular component: nucleus; transcription regulator complex.